Myotis lucifugus (little brown bat) is the source of this 764-nucleotide messenger RNA. RefSeq names its product splicing factor U2AF 35 kDa subunit. Gene Ontology annotation, cellular component: spliceosomal complex; U2AF complex. Gene Ontology annotation, molecular function: metal ion binding; pre-mRNA 3'-splice site binding. Lineage: Eukaryota; Metazoa; Chordata; Mammalia; Chiroptera; Vespertilionidae. The record is from RefSeq and is a predicted model, not a curated record. Bases 8 to 724 code for a protein of 238 amino acids. The transcript has a single exon. Gene Ontology annotation, biological process: mRNA splicing, via spliceosome.
ACAGGAAAUGGCGGAGUAUUUGGCCUCCAUCUUCGGCACCGAGAAGGACAAAGUCAACUGUUCAUUUUAUUUCAAAAUUGGAGCAUGUCGUCAUGGAGACAGAUGCUCUCGGUUGCACAAUAAACCCACCUUUAGCCAGACCAUUGCCCUCUUGAACGUUUACCGUAACCCUCAAAACUCUUCCCAGUCUGCUGACGGUUUGCGCUGUGCUGUGAGCGAUGUCGAGGUGCAGGAGCACUAUGAUGAGUUUUUUGAGGAGGUUUUCACAGAAAUGGAGGAGAAGUACGGCGAGGUGCAGGAGAUGAAUGUCUGUGAUAACCUCGGAGAUCACCUCGUUGGAAACGUGUAUGUGAAGUUUCGCCGUGAAGAAGAUGCGGAGAAAGCUGUGAUGGAUUUGAACAACCGCUGGUUCAACGGGCAGCCCAUCUACGCCGAGCUUUCCCCCGUGACCGACUUCCGGGAAGCCUGUUGCCGCCAGUAUGAAAUGGGAGAGUGUACACGAGGCGGCUUCUGCAACUUCAUGCAUCUGAAGCCCAUUUCCAGAGAGCUGCGGCGGGAGCUGUAUGGGCGCCGGCGCAAGAGGCAUCGAUCGAGGUCCAGGUCCCGGGAGCGUCGCUCUCGGUCUAGAGACCGUGGUCGUGGCGGAGGCGGUGGUGGAGGCGGUGGGGGACGGGAGCGUGACAGGAGGCGGUCAAGAGAUCGUGAGAGAUCUGGGCGAUUCUGAGCCAGGCCAUUUUUUACCGUAUGUCUGCUAGCAAGUGUUG